UGAUUAAAAGCAAACCGACGCACUGAGAAACUUCGCUGCCACUUGUACUCUUCCAGCUUUUGCGCUCUCCUGUCUUCCCCAGUAAAGGGAGAAUUCGCAGAGGAUUCAUGGUGGCCACGGCUGGUACGGAUCGCUUGAUCCGUAAGAUCCACGCUUGCUUUCGCCCCGCUCCUCUUCCCCCAGGUCCAGUUUCUUUUGUGAGGCACUUCUCAUAUAAGGACAUAAAGAAGGCAACGGACAGCUUUUGCAGGAUCAUCUAUAGCGAUGCUCAUGGGGCGGCUUACAGAGCCAACUUCAGUGAUGCGGGGCUUGCGUUGGUGAAAGAGGUUAAGGAAUUUGAUCAGAGUAAAGAGGUCUUCUACAGAGAAGUGCAGCUCUUAGGCCGUUUGCAUCACCGCCACCUCCUUGCACUUAGAGGGUUCUGUAUGGGGCAAAAAAGUUCUACACCUUGCAGUUUGUUAGUGUUCGACAAUGUUGAGAAUGGUAGCUUGAAGGACCAUCUCAAUGAUCCUCUUAGGACUCCUUUGACUUGGAGAACGAGACUACAGAUAGCCAAUGGUGUAGCGGCUGCAUUGGAAUAUUUGCUCCUAUUUAAUGAUCCCCCAGUAUAUCAUGUAUCUGUCAGCGCAAGCAAUAUCAUGUUGGAUGAGAACUUCAUUGCCAAGCUAUCCAAUGUUGGUUUUCUUGGUUCUUCUGGGAAUCACACCGGAACUUCUCAUCCCACAGAUUGUAUCGAGGCAGAAUGCAGAAACAUUAUUUUCCAGCUCGGCGUGCUGAUCCUGGAGCUCAUCACGGGACAAUCAUCUGAAAAGGAAGGGGCCGAUCUAAUUCAGUGGGUUCAAGAAAAUCAUUUGGGUAGCUCCAUCUAUAAGCUGAUAGACCCAGAUCUCGGAAAUGACUACGAUUCAAGGGAGCUAAGAAACCUCCUGGACGUAGGGAGACUUUGUAUCAAAUCAAGGGACAAGCCGGUGUUGUCGCCUGCCAGAUUGUUUCGGUACCUCCAGAAGAAGAUAGAUUCUCCAAUCAGUUAGUUCUUGAAGCCAUUCGUUUAUAUUACUUCGUUGGUUGUGUAAAUUCAUGCCUAUCAUCUCUAGCUGUAUCUAUCUUCUCUUUCUUUUCUUCCCCUUAUUCUUUCGAUUUGAGAAUUAGAUGAUGAUAAAGCACAUGCGAGGGCAUACUGCUGGGCAUGUCACGCAGGUUUAUAGCAGAUAAUGAAAGGCUCUAGCGACUGAUAA
This is a messenger RNA of Rhodamnia argentea, 1235 nucleotides long. Its product is annotated as probable receptor-like protein kinase At1g49730. The transcript is spliced from 7 exons. Gene Ontology annotation, biological process: protein phosphorylation. Gene Ontology annotation, cellular component: plasma membrane. The coding region runs from base 108 to 1031 and encodes 307 amino acids. Gene Ontology annotation, molecular function: ATP binding; protein tyrosine kinase activity. NCBI's taxonomy places the organism in Eukaryota, Viridiplantae, Streptophyta, Magnoliopsida, Myrtales, Myrtaceae. The record is from RefSeq and is a predicted model, not a curated record.